Colletotrichum graminicola M1.001 is the source of this 3102-nucleotide messenger RNA. RefSeq lists its product as uncharacterized. The coding region runs from base 1 to 3102 and encodes 1033 amino acids. The transcript is spliced from 2 exons. Lineage: Eukaryota; Fungi; Ascomycota; Sordariomycetes; Glomerellales; Glomerellaceae. The record is from RefSeq and is a predicted model, not a curated record.
AUGACUGCGAAUGCCACCGCACACGGGUCGACCGCACCUCGACGCAGCAGACCCAAGCCUGACAGCCUCCAGCAGAUGCUGGAUUUGGAACAUGCCCGAAAGCUCGAGCGUCUUAAGGGGCACCAGUCCAUGCCUCCCUACUUCCAUCCUUCUCACCUAGCGUUUCAGCAAGUUCUACGGCAGCAUGUGAACGAAGCUCGCCCUCCACAGUCUCCGCCGAGACUGAGUCCCUUUCCCGUCAUCAAUGCUCAGCCGCCGGCGAAGCCUCUCGUCCCAUUGCAGUCUCGUCGGAGGGAGUCGUCUGUGCAGCUUCCUGCCCCCAAGACAGACUUACUGCCCUCGGCUAUGAAAGCUUCCCGCCGAAUCACCACCCUGCCUCCUUUAUCCAUCUCGGUGCCGCUUCCCCCCUCAAACACCAAGACGCAAAUCGAUCGCGAAGCAAAUCCCAAGGAGUCUGUCGAGCACAAGCACAAGACAGUCACCUUCUUGGACAUUGUCGCUCCCGAGGAGCCCACCGCUGACGACGCAUCCUCCAUCUGCCACUCCCCAAGCUGGGAGUCCUUUGGUCAGAACAAGAAGAAGGAGAAGAAGAACGAGGCCAAGAUGCGCAGGAAGGAGAAAGAACAGAUCGAGAGACAGAUCGAAAAGGAGGCCAAGUCCGUCAAGAAGAUGCUAGCCGCCAAGCUAAGCAAGGCUCCUCCGUCGCGGCCUCCCAAUGCCUCGAGGUCCAUCUCAAGCCCGAUCACGUCUGCCGACGACCAGCUUCGCUCAGCGAGCGCUCAUGCAUUCUACGACCCGCCUCCACCAAAUCGUCUUCUGCAUACCAGGCAACGGUCCGACUCGGUGGCGAUGCAAAUUAAGGCUGCGUUGACUGGUCACAAGUCACCAAUCCAGUCUCAGCCUCACGAGAACGACGGUUUCAUCGGCGGCUUGAAGCUUGAUCAGAAGCUACAGGCGAUUGAAACUGGCAUGCCUCUUAGAAAACCUGUUCCGUUGGCUUCUCUGACGCACCAGAGAGCCAAUUCGUUUGGCCCCGAGGUAAAGGUAACGCCGCCGGCCUUCUCUGCCCCUAGUCUCCCACGGUCUUCCUCAUACGGACCUCAGACUGAGACAAACAAACAUCGUGAGGAUGACGACUUCUCUUCAAAAUCAGCACGAGUUUCCUCAAUGCAUAUUCCAUCUUGGAGCCAGCCUCUAGUAUCUCCUUCGGCACCGCCUGUACCGGAUCUGGGCAACCUCCAGCAGUGGAAACCCCAGGAGGCACAAGCAAAACUUCAAGAUCUUGUCGUCGACAAUGACGACGCCGAGCUGGAGCCUCCCAGCGCACUGGGUGAAUUUGUGCUCGAACAAGAACGAGGUCGAAGGAGGGAGAGCUAUGUCCACCAGUCCCGCCAGCAAAGCCGGGAACCAUCCGUCACUGGCUCCAAGGAUGAGGUUCGUGUCUCAUCUGCCAAAUCUCAGUAUCCUCCUCCGGCCAAUCGACAACAUCAACCUCGUACGCACCCGUCGUCUUCCGGAAGCAGUCCCCUGGCCGGCAAUUUCACGCCGCGUAAUGGCUCUGUGACCAAUCUCAACGUUCGCAGUGAUCAAUCGCCCCAAGCCGAAGACUUCACGCGCACUUUCCGUCUCCCCUACACCCCCCCAGUCCAGGCCAGCCCCAAUCAAGGGUCGUUCGAUCGUUCAACCUCGCAAGGGCCCUCCCUUUCCAGGACGAUGCCGAGGGAGAGGCUUCAGCCCACAAAAGGGGGCACAGUCAGGAGCUUCAGGGAUGCGGCCAGAGCAGCUUUACAAAAAGUCUCUAGUCCAUCAUCUUCCAAGCCCGCUGUGUCCAGUUACUUCACGCGUGCCGCAAAGGAUACGACUGUGAUACCCGACUCUCCAUCAAGCUCCAGGUACUCGACUGAUGAGCCUUCGCCAAUCCAAGCUGCACCCGCUCGGCUGUUUGCUCAAACUGCUGGAUUAACCAUGCCAUCGAGGGAUUCAUCGGCUCGCCCGACCGAUAGGUCAUCCAUAUCCUCGUGUGACGAAGGCAUGCCUUCUUCAUCGCCAGCCACGACCCCGGAUUCUUCGAGGCCCCAGUCGGAGAAGGGGCUGCCGCAGGCGGAUGAAGAAGUAGGAACAGUGUACACCGAGGCUGUGUUGGUUUCCAACGACACGAGAUCGCACAGAAUCUCUCAGGCAGCCAUCCUGACGUCUUCGCCGACGGUCUCGAACCCAAGGAUCAGUCUCCCUCCUCAGAUUCCAGUCCAAACUCACGGGGCUCAUAUGGACGAGCUGGAGGCUCUUGUGGCGGAGACGUUUCGCAGGAAUGCCAGUGUGGUCGAUGCCGAUGACAGCGACUCAUCCCAGGAAUAUCCGACCCCCACGCAUACAGAGAGCUCAAAGUCUUCAAAUUUGGCCACACCGGUGACUUCUGCACCCCUCAUGAGUCCUCAGGAGUACAGGCAAGAGGAGCAGAGGCAGGCCGAGGAUGUCGCUCCGCUGAUGCAGAAUGAGCCAACAUGUUCGGUUCAACGUCACCCAAGCUUGACCAAGAGCCGCUCGAGCCCUGAUCUUGUCCUAGAUACAAGUUUCCUUCCCAAGCUCAAGCAUCAGCCUCUGGUUCCUCGGGCACUUGCUCCGCAUCCGCCACCGCGAUCACCCAAGCGCGCAUCUGUUAGUAUGCCGGGCAUCAAUACAACGGCUCAAGCUUCUCCGUUAUCGGACGCGGUAUGGAGGAAAUCGAUUGUGCCUCUCAAGACGUCUGCUAACCCAUCGGGUUACCUCGAGGAGGCGCGCAUGUCCAUGCAAGGCCCGCCUCCCCCGGCUGGGACCCCGCGGUCCAACCGUGCAUCUCGGGCAUCCAUUUUACCUCCCAGUGGCAAUCCGGAACCGGUCGCCAAGAUGCUGGUGGAAUGCUGCAGCUGCAAGUUCUUGCACGACUUGCCCAGCAAAGUCUACGAGUGCAUGGCGAAUCCUGAGGGUAAGGUCGAAGACCGAAAACUCGGGGUCAGCGGCGUCAUUACGACAACGGUAAAGUGCCCAUGGUGCUCUCACGGAAUGACGACUCAAUGCUGCGCAGGAUAUGCGGCAGUCAUCUACCUCAAGGAGAAGCUACACUAG